Chionomys nivalis (European snow vole) is the source of this 1400-nucleotide messenger RNA. It is a transcript of the gene Mrps15, whose product is annotated as mitochondrial ribosomal protein S15. Gene Ontology annotation, cellular component: ribosome. The coding region runs from base 57 to 863 and encodes 268 amino acids. Lineage: Eukaryota; Metazoa; Chordata; Mammalia; Rodentia; Cricetidae. Gene Ontology annotation, biological process: translation. Gene Ontology annotation, molecular function: structural constituent of ribosome. The transcript is spliced from 8 exons. The record is from RefSeq and is a predicted model, not a curated record.
UUGGUCGAGCCUGAACCGUCAUGGCUGCGCCCAUGUAACCGGCCCCACCGCGGUCAAUGGCGGCGCAGGCCCGCGGGUCGGGAAUCACCAUGCUGCGGGCGGCGUGGCGCGCGCUGAGCUCUGUUCGUGCCCAGGCAGUGGCACAGGCUCCAGGGUCUGCGCUGCGGGACGGAGGGAGCGCCAGUCUGCCCUCAGCACGCUGCGGCCUGCAGACUCCGAGUCUCCUGCUUGCCGCCCGUGCAUACGCCACCCAGAAACCAGUCCAGCCCAGCCGAGAUGAUGAGCCACCCCCUUCCGCGUUCAUCAAAGAAUACAACAGCAUCCUUCCCAACAUGGAGAAGGUUGAUGAUGUCGUGAAAAGAAUCUUGUCUUUGGAAAUGGCCAACAAGAAAGAGAAGUCAAAAGUCAAGCAAGAACAAUUGAUGAACAAGAUUGCAGAAAACCCUGAGGAUUCCAGAACCUUGGAGGCUCGAAUUGUUGCCUUGACUGUCAGGAUCCGCAGUUAUGAAGAACAUAUGCAGAAACAUCGGAAGGACAAAGCCCACAAACGCCAUCUGCUGAUGAGCAUCGACCGAAGGAAUAAGUUGCUCAAACUCCUCCGUCAGACCAACUAUGAAGUCUUCGAAAAGGCGUGCAAGGAGCUAGGGGUGGAAUAUACCAUACCUCCUCUGCAUGCCCAAAAGGUCCACCGCCGCAUCCUGGCCAAGAAAGCUCUGUGCAUUCGGGUUUUCCAGGAGGUUCAGAAGCUAAAGAAGCAAAGAAAGGCUUUAAAAGCUGCUGCAGCAGCUGCCAAAAAACAACGUAACCAGGAGGUACCAGAGGACCCUUCCCAAGCCCUACCAGACAUGACCAGAAAAAACUAAUAAAGUCUGUUCUGCCUUGAAGAAUGAUAGAAGAUGGCCUUCCUUUCAGCCUGAGGAAGAGGGAUUUGUUCUCCAUUUGGCCCUGGGAUCUCAGAGGCAGAGAACCUGCCUUCACCCAGUGGAUACAAUCAUAGAAACAUGUCAUGUUCUCUGUUUCUGAGAGGCAAUGCUGACCGGAUAGCAGGGCAGCUGUAGGAGCUGUCUCCUGGACUGGGCCCUAAAAGAUGGAGUUUACUGGGCAGAGACAAUGGCGUGUUGGCAGAAGGAACUGCAAGUUAAAAGGGAAAGAGAUCUAGAGGUACUCAUUCAGGAACAGUGGGACUCAGAAAUUCAAUGUAGAACAUUGGAGUUAGGGCUUCAGCAUGUAAGUGGGUCUGGGGUGUAAAAACGAGAUGGCUCAGCGGUUAAGAGCACUGGCUGUUCUUCCAGAGGACCCGGGUCCAAUUCCUAGCACCCACAUGACAGCUAACAACUGUCUGUAACUCCAGUUUCUGGGGAUCUGAUACCUUCACACCAAUUCACAUAAAAUAAAGUUAA